GUGUUUUUUAGUAUUAAGUCGCCAAAAAGGCGACGUUAUUUCCAUGUAUCUUACAUAAAACGUUGAGAGCGUGUACAUUAGUACAUAUAUGAUUGUGGUCAAAUUUUACGCGACCGUUCGGUUACUAGUUACAUUUUUAAAUUUCACUAAGCACAACCCUUUAUCGUCACUUCCGGUUAAAUUAAAUUCACGCGCGCACUGACUGGCUGAAAACUCUUUCAGUUUCGUAUAAAUAAAACAUACAGUAAAUAAUAAAUUCGGUUGCUACCAAUUUUCGGAACAAGCUGUUUGCUUAAUAAAUACAUUUCCUGGAUUAAAUAUGACCAGCGUGAAAGAUCCAGACGCCAAUCAGCAUUUCAGCAACAAGCUGGAAGACAUAUGGAACAGGCUGCUGGUGCAGCCUAUGCGCGAAAUGGUAGACACGGAGAUGGAGUUGUGUCAAGCUCACAAGGAGUUUUUUAAACCUAUCAAAGACAUAUGUUCAAAGAAAUGCAAAGAGGAUGAAUCCAUGUUUGAAAUGAUUCAGAAAUACAGAAAGGAUAUCGGACAAAGUCAAACCCUUUGUAAAGAGACUGGAGAUUCAAUCCCAGACAUAUUGUCAGAAAUAGAGGAAAAGGGCGCUGAGAAAGAAAUGAUGAUGCAGAAAAUCAACAAGCUGAGGCAGGAGCAGGCCAGGAAGAAGGAGUCGAUGAUUUCUCAAAACAAAGCAAAUAAGGACAAGCUGAAAAAUCUGAGUAAAGUCAAGCAGGUUUUCCAGGACUGGCUUGGUCUGGAAAUCCGAAAAAUUCAUGGGGAGAGGCUGCAGUUCAUAUUCCGAGGCAUUAACAGCAGUGAUCCUGAGGGUGUGCACACAUUCAUCCUCCGGCUCAGCGAAGAGGGCUUGUAUCAAGUUGUCUCAUGUGACCCCCCAUUGGAGUGCAUGGCUCACUUGGAAAAACGGCUGCUUGAGACCAACAACUUCUCUGCUUUCCUUGCCAAUGUCAGGAAAGAAUUUGCUGCUUUACCUAAGACCUGAUGGGGAAACCAAUUGACUGUCUCAAACUGUAGUAACAAUCUGUAGUAAUUCUGAACCCUGUCAAAUGCCAAUGCUAACUCCUCUGUGUUUUGUUCUUAUUUUUUUGGUUAAAAAAAAAAUAGCAGCGAUAUUAAAUACCUUUCUGCAUUUAUGCUGUA
Brienomyrus brachyistius is the source of this 1173-nucleotide messenger RNA. It is a transcript of the gene spc25, whose product is annotated as SPC25 component of NDC80 kinetochore complex. The record is from RefSeq and is a predicted model, not a curated record. Gene Ontology annotation, biological process: chromosome segregation. The transcript is spliced from 7 exons. Gene Ontology annotation, cellular component: Ndc80 complex. Lineage: Eukaryota; Metazoa; Chordata; Actinopteri; Osteoglossiformes; Mormyridae. The coding region runs from base 320 to 1015 and encodes 231 amino acids.